Anoplopoma fimbria (sablefish) is the source of this 3132-nucleotide messenger RNA. Its product is annotated as seizure protein 6 homolog. Bases 1 to 3081 code for a protein of 1026 amino acids. Gene Ontology annotation, biological process: synapse maturation; regulation of dendrite development. The record is from RefSeq and is a predicted model, not a curated record. Gene Ontology annotation, cellular component: endoplasmic reticulum; neuronal cell body; dendritic shaft. The transcript has 16 exons. Lineage: Eukaryota; Metazoa; Chordata; Actinopteri; Perciformes; Anoplopomatidae.
AUGUGGAUGAGACAAGACUGUCAAUUGAGGACCCUCUUCGCGGUUUUGGUCCUCGCCGCCGUGGUCGAAAUACACGGACAAGAGCCAAAGGACAACAAUGGCAUCAGUAAGAGGAGACUGGACCCAGACAGGGACUUGUCAACACAGGACACGGAGAGCGAAGUCCACUCCGUCACCACGGUCUCAUCAAUGAACAUCCCCAACCACCGGCCUGUCCUCAAGGGCAUGCUGCUUCAUGAGCACAUAUUAACAAAGGAUUUCCAGGGGGACCAACACUUUUUUAAAAGGGAUGGCUCUGUGGCUGCAUAUUCCACCAUGCCGGGCUCUGCGUCUGCCUCAGAUGCAGGGGACCCUGUCACUCAGCUGGUGCCCCACGAGGAUGCCCCAGCCUUUUCAGACAUUGCCACCACUGCCACUGUGGCUGCCACCUCCCCACUGACCACAUUUUCUCCCACAACACCAAAGCCGCCCAUGUAUGUCCCUCAAAAGAAGUCCUCUAAGACAAGGGGGGCGGACAAGGUAGAGCCAACAACAGACUCCCUCACCACUCAAGUGACAACAAAUAAUAGAGGCUCAGUCAGCGAAAACCCAGUGGCGUCCUUAUCAUCGCAGAGAAGUCGGCCUCAUUUUUGGAGUGCGCCUCCCAUAGAAGCGACCCUGGCGCCCUCCUCAAUGCAAAUGGAGGAAGGGGAAGCUGGGGAAACAGUGGUGAAAAAGAAAACCAACCCAGAUCAUCCACUCCCUAACCUAACUUCCAGAGUGGAAGGUGCCAACGCAACGUCCACAACCGUAAUCACCACCAUCACCACCAUGCAAACAGCAGAGCCAUGCAGCCUGAAUUUCACUGACCCUGAGGGUAACAUCGAAAUCCUGCAGCAGCUUGACUCUGGAGCGGAGUGUAACUACCUGGUUACGGUCUACCUGGGAUAUGGCAUCGAGGUUCAGGUGCUAAAUGUGAGUGCGUUGGAGGGAGAGCAGGUGACAGUUGAGGACACGGGUGGCCGAGAACCCUUCAUCCUGGCCAAUGAAUCAGUCUUGAUAAGGGGCCUCGUACUUCGCAGCUGGAGCAAUCAGAUCUCCAUCCGAUUUCGUGGUGACCAACAGCACAACUCUGGAUUUGUCCUGCUGCAUUACCAAGCCUUUGUCCUGAGCUGUGCAUUCCCCAAAGAGCCUGCUGGUGGAGAAGUUUCCGUGACGCAUCUCCACCCUGGCGGAGAAGCCUACUUUCACUGUUUCACAGGCUACAAGCUGCAAGGCCCCAAAAUGCUCACCUGUCGCAAUGCAACCACGCCUUACUGGAGUGGAAAGGAGCCCCUGUGUGUUGCAUCCUGUGGGGGAAUGAUAAAAAAUGCCACCAAUGGUCGUAUCGUCUCUCCUGGUUUCCCUGGCAACUACAGCAACAAUCUGACGUGCCACUGGGUCCUGGAGGCCCCUGAAGGCCACCGGCUCCACAUUCACUUUGAGAAGGUGGCUCUGGCAGAGGAUGAUGACAGGCUGCUGAUUAAGAAUGGCAACAACAUAGACUCUCCCCCUGUGUACGACUCCUAUGAGGUCGAGUAUUUGCCCAAUGAGGGUGUGCUCAGUACUGGACGUUACUUGUUUAUAGAGUUCACCACAGAUGGGACACUGACCUCCACCGGUGCAGCAAUCAGAUACGAAGCUUUUGCUAAAGGCGUGUGCUAUGAGCCCUUUGUCAAGUACGGCAACUUCAGCGGCAGUGACUCCACCUACAGUUUGGGUGCAGUAGUUGAGUUCUCGUGUGACCCUGGCUACACGCUGGAGCAAGGCUCUGUAGUGAUCGAGUGCGUGGACGCACAAAACCCACAGUGGAAUGAGACCGAGCCAGCCUGCAGGGCUGUGUGCAGCGGGGAGAUCACAGACUCUGCCGGUGUGGUGCUCUCUCCUAAUUGGCCUGAGGCGUAUGACAAGGGGCAGGACUGCAUCUGGGGUAUUCAUGUGGAAGAGGACAAGAGGAUCAUGCUCGACAUUCAAGUUCUCCACCUUGGUAAGAAUGAUCUGCUGACCUUCUAUGAUGGUGAUGACCUGACGGCUAACAUCCUGGGCCAAUACAGUGGCACACGGCCACACUUCAAGCUCUACACCUCCAUGGCUGAUGUCACUAUUCAAUUUCAGUCCGAUCCUGCCACCAACAUUUAUGGAUACAACAACGGCUUUGUUGUCCACUUCUUUGAGGUGCCAAGGAACGACACCUGCUCUGAGCUGCCGGAGAUCACGAACGGCUGGAAGAGCACGUCCCACCCUGACCUAAUCCACGGCACCGUCAUCACCUACCAGUGCUACCCUGGAUAUGAGCUGGUGGGCUCUGAGAUCCUCAUGUGCCAAUGGGAUCUCACUUGGAGCGGCGAUGUGCCGAGAUGUCAGGAAGUUAUGACAUGCCAGGACCCGGGAAAUGUGGAGCACAGUCACAAGGUGAUCGCUGGCAACCGUUUCACUGUUGGAUCGACAGUGCAGUUUAUCUGUAAUAAAGGCUACAUCCUGUCUGGCAACAGCCUCCUCACCUGCUACAACCGAGAUUCAGCCACACCCAAAUGGAACGAGAGGCUGCCCAAGUGCGCCCCUGAAAAGUACGAGCCAUGCAGGAACCCUGGCGCCGCCUCCACCAGUGUGCAGAGCUCUGAGAAGGCAUUCUACCAAGCCGGAGAGAUGCUUAGCUUCUCCUGCCACUCAGGCUACGAUCUGCAGGGUGAUGCCACCAUCUACUGCAUCCCCGGACACCCGUCACAGUGGAAUAGCACUCCACCUGCCUGCAAAGCAUCCUCAACCCAAUAUGUGAAUGAACGCAGGCUAGAUGUUGUAAAUAUGGAUUAUAGCUUGGAGGGAACCAAUAUUGCCCUUGCAGUUUUUAUUCCGACUGCAAUCAUCUUGGUGGUUGUUCUCGGGAUUUAUGUCUACUUUGCAAAACUCCAAGGGAAGACCAUCAGAAUGCCAACAUCCUCGCCACCGUACGACAACAUGACAGAAGAGUCAGCUUUUGACGACCCUAUAUACGAGAGCGGAGUAAGUACAGAUGUCAUGAGCAUUCAAGACGUGGAUUCCCAGAACACCAGUGUUCUGUCCUGAUCCUCUCCCAUCUGGCUGUCAUCCUGUCGUCAUCCCAUGGUUCACCAGCAA